AUGUCAGACUUAAAUAACGAUGGCAUACAGAUGAUUACCAUACUCAAAACGAUUAAAAAGUUUUCAGAGAACACCAAUGGAUACAAAUUAGCACUGAUGGGCGGAAGUGCUGUCUGUGGGAUGCUAUAUAUAUAUAGGUACCACAAGGUGAGCCAGGUAUUGCCUCAAAAACAUUCAGAUGAUUUGAAAAGCUUGACUACUGUUCUUACCGGACUCUGCUUGUGGAACUUUCUAAUAGCAGGAUUCACAGAAAACAUAUUGCUAAACUUGGAUAACACAAUCAGAUACUUGGAUGGAAAUAAAAAUUUGCCCAAGGAUUUCAGAGGAUACUUUAUCAACGAAGAUGUUCAUUCGGUGCUAAACAUGUACUACUUGCAGAAAGAUGUGAAAAUAUUAUCGGUAACGGUCGUAUCAAUGGCGUUGUUCCACAUUUUUUCCAAUGUUAUAAUGAAAAGUGUGGAAUACAUUUCAUUCAUCUCCGACAAAAGCAGCAGUGAUGUAGAGAAGACUGUGGAACCAUUGUCUUUCUCGAAAUCCGUGUCGUUCGACGAUGACUUGACUACAUACCAGUAUCUGGAUAUGGAAUUGUCAGUAUCCAAGUCCAGGCUCAGUGUGGGUCACUCGUCACUCAGGACGUUUUUCGUCAAGCAUUGCAUUUCGUUUGCCAUUCUCUCCGUCAUAUCAUAUUGCAUAGUUCCCGACAUUUUCUUAUUUAAUUCUUCAGCAAUUCUUUUGCAAUACUCAAAUAUCACCGUCAAGUCAGAUCACAUAUUCUAUGCUAUUUUUACGCUUUUCUUUGUUGACGUUGUCACCAUCUUUGUCAAGGUUGCAAACCAUCCCAAAUUCAAGAACUUCCCCCAAUUUACUUCCUUAUUAUCCAGAUUCAUAUGGUGCUAUGGAAGCUUGAUCCUUGCAGCAUCCAUGAGCUUGAUGAUCUUAUUUAAUGAUGUUCUCAUAAACUUGGUCAAAUUAAUCACCAUAUAUACCUAUACCCCAACUCACACCAUUAGCUACAAUGUUCUGUUCAUAACGCUGAUCUUCAUUAACUAUUUAACGCAUACAAUUCAACUGUCCUGUACCGCUAGUGCAGACUGUUCCCAAUUGGACUUAGUUAAUGCAUUAUCGGAAAACUUUAUUUGGUUGAACGAUACCCUUAGCAGUUGUUGCAUCGUCCUUGACUUAUCAUGUUUAGUGAUAUUACCAUUGUUAAUUUGGAUAGUGGUAAUCGAAUCAAAGCUCGGACGCUCUAUUUAUUGA
Messenger RNA from Debaryomyces fabryi, 1257 nucleotides. RefSeq lists its product as uncharacterized. The transcript has a single exon. NCBI's taxonomy places the organism in Eukaryota, Fungi, Ascomycota, Pichiomycetes, Serinales, Debaryomycetaceae. The record is from RefSeq and is a predicted model, not a curated record. The coding region runs from base 1 to 1257 and encodes 418 amino acids.